AUGUUGGUGCAAUCCUCCCCUCCCCGUCCACACUUCCCUGUCCAGGCCCGACCGCUGCCCGCCCUGCACUCGAACGUGCUGGCUGCCAGCGAGUCGUGGUCACAGCUGUCGCUAUGCUUUCCAGACAGCCCUAACACGGCGCCGUCGUCAUCACCGCUCCAAAACCGCAUCCGCAAUGCGCUGGGAAGAGGUCUUCACACAGAUGCUGACAUGUUCUCGACGUGCAGCAACGCCAAUCGUGGCACGCGGUCGUCCUUCAGACCUGCGCGCGCCGCUAAGGGCACAAACAGUUGGCAGCUUAAGCAGUUCGCCGAGGCGACACUGGGAAGCGGCAGCUUGAGAAAGGUUGUGCGCCUGCCCGAGGGUGAAGACAAGGACGAAUGGCUGGCCGUCAAUGUUGUCGACUUCUACAACCAGAUCAACUUGCUGUACGGCGCCAUUACAGAAUUCUGCAGCCCGCAAUCGUGUCCCGAGAUGAAGGCAACCGAUGAGUUCGAAUACCUUUGGCACCAUCCCCCAGAGUUCCCUCGUCCCGUCCGUCUCCCCGCUCCCAGCUACAUCUCGAACCUCCUCUCCUGGACCUCGAACCUCCUCUCGGACGCUGCCAUCUUCCCCACCCACCCAGGCGUACCAUUCCCAGCAACCUUCCAAUCCACCAUCAAGCAGAUCUUCAAGCGCCUGUACCGUAUCUACGCACACAUCUACUGCCACCACUACGGCGUCAUCAGAGGUCUUGGCCUCGAAGCCCAUCUCAAUACUGGCUUCAAGCACUACGUCUUGUUUGUGGAAGAGUUUGGACUUGCUGAUGAGGGCGGCAGAAGGGAUGCCAAGGCUGAGUGGUACGGCCCGUUGGGCGAGUUGGUCGAGAGUAUGUUGCGCAGCGACUAA
Molecule: messenger RNA, 888 nt
Organism: Aureobasidium pullulans EXF-150
Lineage: Eukaryota; Fungi; Ascomycota; Dothideomycetes; Dothideales; Saccotheciaceae
Exons: 2
Coding region: 1-888 (295 amino acids)
Biological process (GO): positive regulation of protein phosphorylation; signal transduction; cell division
Cellular component (GO): cytoplasm; nucleus
Molecular function (GO): protein kinase activator activity
Source: RefSeq, a predicted model, not a curated record